Molecule: messenger RNA, 2543 nt
Organism: Physcomitrium patens
Lineage: Eukaryota; Viridiplantae; Streptophyta; Bryopsida; Funariales; Funariaceae
Source: RefSeq, a predicted model, not a curated record
CGUUGGCUCCUCAAGUCGCCACCUCUCUCGCCUACCACCGACCCUUGCUUCUCUCUCGCUCUCUUUUACUUGCUUGUUCGAUUCUUUCGUUACUGACCCCCCCCCCCCCUUCCCCCACCUCCGUUUAGCCUGCGUCAUGCAUCUAAGCCCACCCUUCGUUGUUUGUUUUUGGCAUAUGUGAGAAUCUGUUACAACCCAGCUGCUGGAAUGCGAAACAGCAGCCGCGUAUUGCACAAGUCUUGGGCUGAUUGUUUCAGUUCGUCUGGACUUUUUCCUGCAGCCGGUCGUGCUUGUGGUCUGUUAGAGGGUGUUGCGCGGGUGGUUUCGAGAUUUGCAGAAACAUGGGAUGCAUUUUUUCCACUGAAGCUGUAGAUGAUGGGGGUGUCUUAGGAAUCCCCGUCCAGGCGAGUGAAGUGUAUGUGUUUGUGCCGGGCUUAAGGAAUCCUAAACAUAUUGAUUUAACAGAGCUCUUGAAGGGAUAUGUGUCUGCGGGGUUGGCAGCGAAGCUGCAAUCUCUUCGAUCACAAAUUAUCUCUAUCGCUUGCAAAAGCGGGCCUGCGGUCAAAAUAAGACGAAGAAAAUCUCUUGACGGUAGUUCUGUUGAGGUAGAUUUGGAAACAGCACUGAAUUCUUAUUUACCCGUAUUGGUGGGCCUGGUCACAGGAGGUGACAAAUUUGGGUCCGAUAUUGAAUAUCCCUGGACAAAUGUAGAAGAUGAACAUAAGGAAACUGCACUUGCAAGUGGGUAUUAUGAGUUGCUAUCGGUGCUGCAUCUAUUAGGGAUGCUGGCUUUACAAGAAGCUAAUUUAUGUUUAACACCAAGACCUUCGGCAGAUGGGUUCAAUCCCAAAGCAUCUGAAGGCAUGUGCUUUGCUUUGCACCCAGUCUUUACUUUUGGGCGGUAUAUAUCUGCGAGUCUUUCUUGGUACAGUUUAACUGAUGAAGACAAAAGAGAUGCCAUUGAUAUAUUAUUGAAGGCCGCAUCAUAUUUUGAGUGUGCCUUAAGUCGUGUGUUGCCCAACAUCUCAGAGCAUAUAAAAGAAAAGCUUCCUGCCGAACUAACAGAGGCGAUGUUGAAAUCACUGGAAAAGCAAGCUUUAGGCCAGGCUGUGGAGUUGCAGCUAGGGUUUGCGAUUAGCAAUGUGAAGGCUUCACUAGCAGUUAAGCGAAGACUAGCCUGUGAGCAAGUCGAAGUAUGGGAACAGGCAAUGGAGAACCUGGUUCGUGUGCCCUUGGCAGAAGCAUUGAGGGACAAACACAUAUUGUUUGUGAAAUGGAAACUUGCGGACGCGAAGGCCGCAGCGUACUAUUUUCAUGGGCUCAUUCUAGACGAAGGAUACGAAGCCAAUGCACAUGCUGAAGCAUUGUCGUGCCUUAAAGCUGCAUACGCUCACUUGAAAGAAAGUCAAAAAGUUCGAACCGAGUUCAGCAACAUGGAACCUUUUACAAAAGUUCCACCAGUGUGGGGCCCGAUGAAGUACCUCGCCGAGAGAAUACCGAGGGAAACAAUGAGCAAAGGACGUAUCUUCAAAGAUAAUUACUCCAAAGAGAAGUUUCCAGCCUCUACACCCAAAUUGCCCGAGUUUCCGAUUGCUUUGGAAGCAGACCCAUUCAAUUUACCCCCUGUUGAUCCAGCCUGGAAGAGGGAGCGUGGUUUUGAAGGAAGAACUUCUCAAAAUCGAGAUCUCCCAUCUUUUCUUGCUACGAAGAAGAGUCUAUCGAAGACUCAACUCCCAGUUUCCGACUUGAGAAGGGCAGGACCUAUGGAUCCGGCGCUGGUAGUCUCAGAGAUGGUACAAGCCAGAUAAUAAGUUAGAGCAGUGUAAUAUUCUUCAAUGUUGUUUCCGUUUCUGCAGCUUUGUUACCAUAUUUUCUUUUUCUUUUCAAUAGGAUUUUAGUUCUCACAAAUAACAUGCUUAAGAGAGGGAGAAAAGAAGAGAGAGUUGUCAACAGCUUAAGCUUUCGCAUGCAUUAGGUAAAGUUGUAAAAAACAUUUCAGCUGUAGGUAUGCUGCACAUCUAUAUUUUUGAUGAGGUUAGGCAGGUUCGUAUGCCGUUGUAUGUUGAUAGCUGUGUGCAGAGUUUGCAGGUAGAAUUUAGUUAAAAUUUGUCCAUCUGUUUCUCAUCACAAGGUUGAUGGCUGAACUUUUUGGAAGGUGUGCAGUUGGGGUUAGAUUUUUCAUAACUAUAGACUUCACGUUUCUCUCGGAGAUUUCUUUGUGUUUCAGGUAUCUACAAGUUCUUUGUGUCUUCCAAGUGUUGCCUGCGAUAUCGCAAUGCUACGAAGGUUCUUUUUAUCUGGGCAGAGAGCGAUUUUGAUAAGUUUCUUAUUGUUAAGAGUGUACUGGAUAGGGUUGUGCUUGGAUUGAUAGACACAAACGCACUAAUCUGUCUAAGUUUUCCAUUAACCAGUUUUGCAUGAUUUUGGAAACCUACUACUAGUCAUUCCCCUUUCUGAUACUUCUUUUUUAGUUUUUUAUUUAUUUUUAUUUAUUCCUCCUUCUGUAACUUCUACAUUCAUUUAUAAAUGCAUAAAAAUGUAAA